AUGCUGCUGACUCGCUCCUCCACCCUCUCGGGACACAUUAAGCUCUGGUUCCUGACCUUAGCUGUGCUUGUGGUCCUGGCUCAAACUUCCCCAGAAGGAUGGUUCAGAACGUGCUUUUACGGCAUGGGAAAAUGCAGGCACGUAUGCAGGGCCAAUGAGAAGAAGAAAGAGAGGUGUGGAGAGAACUCUUUUUGCUGUCUCGGAGAAACAAAAUCAAAACUGUCCAACAUCCCAACGACCAAAGGACGGAAAAAAGAUGCUACUUCCCGGUUCCGUGAUGAAAUGCCCCUAAUAAAAGCUACACAAGAAGGGAAAAGUUUGAUGUAA
Rattus rattus (black rat) is the source of this 327-nucleotide messenger RNA. It is a transcript of the gene Defb115, whose product is annotated as defensin beta 115. The record is from RefSeq and is a predicted model, not a curated record. Lineage: Eukaryota; Metazoa; Chordata; Mammalia; Rodentia; Muridae. The transcript is spliced from 3 exons. The coding region runs from base 1 to 327 and encodes 108 amino acids.